AGGAGGGAGCGAGAGAAGAAGAGGAGGCAGGGACACGGUAACCUGCAGGAGGACUCACAUGGUCCUGCAGCAGCGGAGCACAGACCACCGGGACUCUCCAAACCUCUCACAAUCAGCUCGGCUCCAUUCUUCUUCUUCUUUUUUCUUUUUUUUCUAAAUUCUCCGUUUUUUAUUUCUUUUCUCUCUCUCCCACCCCCCCGACCCCCCUCUCCUUUCCUCACAUCCCUCCUCCCGCAGCCUAGUGUCGGUCGGACUCGGGCCGGUAAAGCAGCGCCAUGGCUCGGGAGAACGGAGACACCGGCAGAGGAGAGACGUGGAAAAAACAAGUCGACGACAUCAAGAAGAUUUUUGAUUUUAAAGAAGUCCUCGGCACAGGAGCCUUUUCCGAGGUGGUCCUGGCCCAGGAGAGGCUGACCGGCCGGAUGUUUGCGGUGAAGUGCAUCCCAAAAAAGGCUCUGAAGGGGAAGGAGAGCAGCAUCGAGAACGAGAUCGCCGUGCUGAGGAAGAUCAAGCAUGAGAACAUUGUGGCGUUGGAGGACAUCUACGAGAGUCCUGACCACCUCUACCUGAUUAUGCAGCUGGUGUCUGGCGGAGAGCUGUUUGACCGAAUCGUGGAAAAAGGUUUCUACACGGAGAAGGAUGCGAGUACGCUUAUCCGUCAAGUCCUGGAUGCUGUGAACUACCUGCACAAGAUGGGCAUCGUACACAGAGACCUAAAGCCAGAGAACCUGCUGUAUUUUAAUCCCCAAGACGAGUCGAAGAUCAUGAUCAGCGACUUUGGUCUUUCCAAGAUGGAGGGCAGUGGUGACGUCAUGUCCACCGCCUGCGGCACGCCGGGAUAUGUGGCUCCAGAGGUUCUUGCCCAGAAGCCGUACAGUAAGGCAGUGGACUGCUGGUCCAUUGGAGUGAUCGCCUACAUCCUGCUGUGUGGUUACCCUCCGUUCUACGACGAAAACGACUCCAAGCUGUUCGAACAGAUCCUGAAAGCCGACUACGAGUUUGACGCACCAUACUGGGACGACAUAUCCGACUCAGCCAAGGAUUUCAUCGGCAAUCUGAUGGAAAAAGAUCCAGCCAAGCGUUUUACCUGUGACCAGGCACUCAGACACCCCUGGAUCGCCGGUGAUACAGCACUCUGCAAGAACAUCCAUGAGUCAGUCAGCCGACAGAUCAGAAAGAACUUCGCUAAGAGCAAAUGGAGGCAAGCGUUCAAUGCCACCGCCGUGGUUCGGCACAUGAGGCGGCUGCAGCUUGGCAGCAGCAUGGGGAGCAGCAUGGACGCUUCCAAUCCGCUGACCAGGCCUAGCCAGACGCAGAAGCCGGGCCAGGCGGGCCAGAACCAGCCAGUUCAGAGCCAAAACACUGGCCAGGCGGCGCAGAGCCAGAGCACCAACGCGGCCGCCAGCAAAACCUCUUCCAUAGACAACAACGUAGCGGCUCCUCGCAAGGAAUGUGUAACUGCGCCGGUCACACCCUGCAGUCUGGCGUCUGCCGCUUCUUCCCCCGCCACAGGGGCAGAGCUGAACCGGCCACAUCCCUCAGCCGUUCCAGCCCCGGUGCUCACGGAGACCAAGUGACGCCAGGUCCCGCGGGGAACCAGCUGGGAGGCCACAGCGCUGUGAGGCAGAGAGACGGAAAGAGAAGACGACAGGAGAGGAAGAGUAUCCCCCCUCCCCCCCCCCGCCCUCUUCUUCUUCCCUCCCUCUCCUCACUCGAUUCCACUUGGAAGCGCCGCCCAGACAGUUCCCCGCCCUGCUCCCAGGGGAGCAGAGGACUUUACCUCCACCCCACCGAUACAAGCCACACAGCGCCAUACUGUAUGCCCACCACCUACCCACCAGGACGCCGUGUAGGAUUCGUCCUGCCACAGCAACAGCACGGCCUCUGACUCUCAUUGAGGAUGUUUGUAUGGCCGGCUGCGAUUGGUUGCUGUUUAAUGAUAAGUGGGUGUCGACUGUUGCAAGCUUGAACAUUGAUUGGUGGUUCACAGUGUGGCCGGUGGUAUCGUAUUAUUCAAUGUCAGUCAACAUCAACUUCCCUCUUGAAUCUGGUCUUUCCUGCGCCACUCUAUUUCGCUUUUUUCCAAAUUAGGUUUGACUGUUGGCAACUGGAUUGUUUUAUUUUUUAUUAUUACUGUUCAUUUUAAAGGUGGUAUGUGUAACUUUUAAAAAGCUAACUGUCAAAUUGAUAGUGCUACUUUGGUAUAAUUACUGUAAAUAAAUAAGACCACAGCCAAGAUGACUGGUCACCUCUACCUCACACUAAUUAACAGCUAAUAAUUGUGCAAGCGUUGGCUCCACAUUUGAAACCCCAUUGCAGAUAACCUCUUUGUUUACUCUUGGUUCCACCAUGACCACAGUCUCUGAAUGCUUUGGCUCUGUUUGCUCUGGAAGAACAGCACCCUCUUCCUGUUACGUGCCAUAAAGCAAUCCAGCAGAUUUCCCUCCAAAUCUGACCUGGUGCGUUAAAGCAGAGUAGAGGCUGAUAGGUCUUCUUACAAUGACCUGAUUUGUUUACACUAAUUUUACUAAUGUAGCAAACUAAUAUGACAGUGAUUUAUUCUUGUUAAAACUGUACGUAUAGCACCUUUAAGAAAUGUUACAUGUCCUUAUGGGCUUGUUUGUUUGUUUGUGCUUUAAGAAGUGCUUUAAAAGUACCAUACGACUGUUGAGAUAUGAAAACAUGAGUAAGCGCUUUAUGUAUUUUGCACAGAGAGGGUCAGAUAUGUUGUCAGACACAUAUUAGCCGCCAUCCACUUACGUUUAUCAGAAAGUAGAGAUUGUGAUUCUUUAUAGAAAAAAAUAACCCAGAGUGGAUGUCAGAGUAUUGUACAACUUGUUUAUUGUCUGAAAGAUUCUGAUUGGUUUAUUAUUUUCUUACUUUAUAAGACUUUUAUAACAAUCACCCUUUAAGGGACACACAUACAGGUUACUAUGAAACAUGCAGCAGGUUUAGGAUAGGAUACGAUAGGAUAGGUAGCGGUAUUUACUGGAAAACUGCCUCCAGUUCAGAAUAUUAGAGAUUUCAUGAUAGCUUCCCCAUUGAUUUCCCAAACUAAGCAGCCACAAGCAGUGCAGUGCCGUUUCAAGGUUACAAACCAUCUCUGAGAUAUUUAACUGCCUCCCACAUGGAUCCUCAGAGUAUUCGGCCUGUCUGGAGGCAAAAUCCAAGACAGCAGAAGCUUCUGCCUGCCGCUGUUCUUCCCCCUCUAAAGAAGCCAUGAUCUCACCUUCUUGCAUCGUCAAGCUGCGCCCAGUUCAGAAGUGCUCAGGGAAAACUACAGCUGCACUGUGAGCUGGCAAAUACCGAUUUCCUGAUUGAGGUUUUUCUGUCAGUGUUUUUGGUCCAGGUGUAGAGGCAUAACAGUUAAUGAUCCAGGGCUUAAGAUGUUAGUGGUGUCCUUAGUGCAGUGUUGUACAGACUUGUGACUUGGAUACUGAAGACUCAGACUUAGGUUCAGACUAUUCCACCAAGGACUCCAAGAUGUAUUGGACUUGAUCUUCUUACACAGCAUGCACAACUCUGUUUUGGCUAUUAUGUUUUGUUGAUGCAAUCCCCAAGCCUGGAACAGUGGUUAUUGAUGGAACUGCCCAAAUGACAUGGAGGAUAGAUUAGCUUUGCUGAAUCCAGACAUCCCAGCCUUUAUGACCCAACAGCAGACAGUGACCAUAAUGUGUAGCUUUCUUCUCUCAAUUAGUGAAAUAGUCCAUCAAGUGUUAAUUUGAACAUGAGUAGCAAAGCCAAAUUAUAUUUUUUUACAACCCUACUUCCACUUGUACUGAGGGUUUGGUUUUAACCAAGUGUGAACCUAUUACCUAUACUGGUUUGUGGAGUACCGUUUUGAAGCAGUUUGUCUGAGCCAGCGGAGGUGACGUACUGCUAGUUGAGCUGCUCUCAUUGGCUGCACAGUUUUGACUCGUCCGUAGCAGGAAACGAUGGCGGCUCGCCUGGUCACACACAAUCUCGUUUCUGCAGUAACAGAAUCUUGCUUCGUGUUUGAUCAGCACUGCCUAGAUUGACAGUUACACCGAGACUUACUGAGAAUGAUUUGUCAGUCACAAGGUAGCCAUGCCCAAAAGCAUACGUGGCUUUAUCGUCUAUUUUACUCAAAAAUGGACCAUCAUUUACUAAAUGAACAUCAUGCUGUAUGGAAGAAAACUUGAAACUAGAGAUUGAGACCAUUAACUCAUUAGGAAACUGUUUACUGAGCUAAUAAAUCAAGUCAGAAGUCAGAUCAUUUCUCCAUAAGACUGCAUGGUAUUAUAAUUUAUUGCAGCCAAUGGAGCUCCCCCUGCUGGCCAUUACAUAUAAUGCAGGUUUAAGACAAUUCCCCGCUGACUUCACUUGGACAGACCCAGAAGCUCUGUCCAUUAUAUAUACUGUCAGUGUAUCGGUGAUCCGAUGGCCAGCGCACCAAUGGCUACAAGGGGACGCCAAUACUGUCUGUCUGCAUCCAUUUGAAUGACAGACUUCUGAUGCUUUUUCUCUCUAAACGCAACUCAGAAGUUGCACCCGAUCACCUGGUUGGUUGACAUUACUGGCCAACUUGUAGAAAAUGUAUCUGACAACACAGAACUUCAGUGAUGUCACCGUCCGAGUGGGACAACAGAUCAGUUUUGGACAAUUUCGAGGCGUCAUUUAAAAGAAGAUGGCAUGACUGUCCACAGCUUGGAGUUCCUUUUUUAUUCUGAGUUUAUACGACAACCUGACUUUGGUUUAAUUUGUUCUUAAUGGAACUCAGACUUUACUUAAAUGUCACCUUCUCUUGACUCUGACAUGACUACAGUAGCUUAGAUGGUGUCGCUGGUUGUAAUGGCCUUUUAGACAUAACUCAGUUAGCGGAACUGUACUAUGUUGGGCGCUCACUCACACAUAUCAGAUUGCCAUGUGUUUAUCAGAUGCAAUUCUACUGUUCCCUUUAUUGUGAAUCGUAGCCAAAGACUAGUGCUAAGUACGAAGACAAUUUGGUUCAUUCCUACUUGAUGAAUUGGAACUAGUCAGAUAUGAAGCUGUUUGAGACACAAGUGAACUAAAACUAAGGGCUGAACUCCAGCUGCAAAUUAAUCUGGAGAGAAAUUUAUUGACCUUUGAUCUCUUCCUAAUCUGUUGCCAUUUACCUUUUUUUUAAUUAUCUACACAGAGUGGUGCUGAAAAGUAUCUGCAAAUUAUUCACAGUACGUGUUUUAAUCUGUACAGCAUGUCAGAAGAGUGUGAGACUACAGCUGGAUGAAAGUCAAAGUAGGGUAAAAAGAAACGCAGUAAAUCAACUCUCACCCAAGCUUUCUGGAAUUCACUUUUGGCUUGCUGCGUCGUUGGGUACAUUGAGCUGCACCUAUUUGGCACUGAAGUUGACUAAAACAAACCAUGACAAGACAUUCGUGAAUGAUAUAUUCUCUGUUCUUCAACAGCAGCACCUCCUUCCUUCAGUAAGCUCUGAUAGGACAAUUCCAGUGUGUUUGGAUUUCCCACUGUUCCCUAACCAAUAAUGUGCUAACCGCCCUCUUAAUACUACCCUACCCCAUCUUUAGCUCUCAGCCCCAGCCCAUUGGCCCCUGCUAAAGAUGUAAAUCUUUAAAACUGAGUCACAAAGAUAUCUUUUUUUUUUUUAAAGGCUCAGUAAUUUCCUAAAACAGCUGGGCACUGUAGUUUUUAGCAAACGUUACUCUAACAGGAGUAAAAGUGGAUUCUUCGGGGGCUAUUUUCAUGCAUAUUGGUUGCACUAAUGAGUGUUUUCAGUAGCAUGACAGAAUAUGUGGUGACUCAAAAUAAACUACAGUGCCUGUGUUCAUGGAAAUGAAGUAAGAUGGUAACCAGUGCAACAGUGUGGCUUAUUGUUUUAAUCAUUCAUGGACAACAGUGAAGCUCUAUGGCACAGAGGAGGAAGAUAUGUCCAGCAGUAGUUGCUGGUAACAUCUUGGCCACAGACAGAGGCAGAAAGACAGCUAUUGGUUGGAAGUUUUACUUUAAAACUUCAGUUUUUGCUUUGUUAGCAAGCAGAAAUACCUAUUUACUGUCCUUGAAUGUACACAUCAAUAUGACAUGUAAAUCUACAACUUGGUAUUCUGGCUGUAAACUGUCAUUCAGAGUGAUUGAUUGAUUCCCCUCCCCCAGAAAAAAAACCCUCUAAUCACGCUGGAAUUGUCCAGAAAGGAACACCUUGUUCCACUGAACUCAUAUAUAUGGGCUCCAACACACAGGCCAGAUUUACUGCACUGUUGGUCAAAUACUUAAACAUAAAUUGUCAAACGGUUGUUGAUCUGAAAACAUUGCAGCUACUUUACGCAUGUUGCCCUAGCAACUAAUCCACUCAUAGAGUUUUAGUUCAAUAAUUUUGGUAGAAUUAGGUGUGUAAGAAAAAGCCAGUUGGCUUGAUUUAUGUUGUUAUUAUAAAUGUGCAGUCAUAGAGAAAGCUAACUUUUAUAGUGUUUCUUACUGAUUUACAACACCCCAUGUGUCUCCUACUGCAUGACUACACAGUUCACCUUUCACAAGUAUAUAUUAAUUCUGACUUUUUUACAGCAGGGUUUUGUGUGUUACAUCUCUACUAACCAAACUAUAAAGUCAAUCCAUGUAUUUAUCCAUAUGUUACUGAGGGGAACUUUUAACCAUGCAAGGGCUUUAUUCCAAUGAUCACCUUAAUCUUAUUAUUCACUGUAACCAUGUAUACAUACCCAUUGAUUGCUAUGCAUUUUUUAAACAUUUUUAAGUGUGUCGUCUAUGCUUUUUCUUGGAAGGAAACAAAGGAAACAACAUCAGCACCUAUAGUUUAAAAAAAAAAAAAAAGAUUUAGCUCUGGGGAAUAAAUAAGUGGAAGACACUGAAUCCCUGUCACUUAACUAUUAACUGUUAUUAUUAUUAUUAUUGAAUGAGCUACAUUGUAAAAGUGUAAAUGUACCGGGUUUUUCUCUGGUUAAUGAAUCAGCAGCCAACACUAUAUGUUUCAUUAAAUGUGAUGUCGUCCACUUGAGUCUGGACGUUUGGGUUUACGAAUGUAUUGUGAGGCAGGCAGAGGGUUCGGGGUUCAUGCUGCUCAGUGGUUUUAUGUCUGUUGUUUAAAAAAAAAAAAAAAGUUUUCUGAAUGCCUCUUUCCAUGUUAAAGAUGCUACUGUAAAUAGAUUGUGAAUAUGAAUGAUCAUUUUCAAGAUAAUAUCUACAAAUGUUUUGCUGUUCAGGCAUGUGAGAGUGAGUGAGUGAGCGAGUGAGUGUGUGUCGAGGGAAGUUGAUUGUAUUCUCUAUGGAAUGUUUAAUGUAAAAGAAAAAAAAAGCUAAAAUCCCCUUUACUCCCUCCUGCUUUCAUAUACAGUCGGGCACUGUGUGAUUGAGCUACACAGCGCGGGUUAAUGCCAUCCAGUGUUCCACCACCACUUCAGUGUCAGUCCAAACUAAAAGUGAAAGCAUCGUUUACUGAACUCAGGCUUACGUUUUUGCCAUUCUAAAGGAAGAAAUCCAAAGCUGUGACCGACUCAGAAACACACUGUUAAGAACGAGGGGCCGGCUGCGACCCACUCUCGUCCGCCCUUUGCCCUUCGAGCUCACACUCCUCUGACCUUUUUCUUUUUUCUUUUUUUUAACGAAGAAGUGCAUCGGCACAAAAGAUGAAAACACAAGCAUGUCGAAAAAAAGUGCUUCAAGGAUUCAACUUCACCAUGAGUGUUUGCAUAAUCUUAUAUGCCCUUGUAUGAUGUAAGUAUCUCUGUAUUAUGUAAAGACGUACACAGGUUGAGAUGCCUGAGGUUUAUUCGGCAGCAGAUUAGAGUUUCAGUCCUACAAACGCUUUCGAGAGGCAGAAAUAAUCCACCAAACUGGCAUUUAUUAAGAGAACUGGAGACCAUCUUCCAACAUGGUUCCCUUCAAUGAAAGCUGGUCUAAUGCUGCUGAUUCCCUGCAUACAUUGGCCUGAUAAUAAUUUACUGAUAUGGAUGUUAAAGAGUUUUUUUUUUAUUUUUUUUGUACACAAAUCAGCGCAAACUGUGUUGAUACAAAAAGUUAUUUAGGGAUUUUUGUGGCUCUCAGAGUGAAAUUGAAUCAUUGUUUUCUAGAGUUUUGCACCAAUUUAUUAUGGGUUGAUUUUCUUUCAAAGUAAAGUUAUCUGGGGCCUUGGACAAAUGUGGCAAAAACUCUUUAAUUUAUUUGCUUUCUCGUUCAUUGAUGACCUUGACAUUUAUUACAUUAGCUGACCUAGUUAGCAAUAGCCUCAUAUGGCGAGUUAGAAAUUGACUGAAUGAAUAGGCUAAGUAGCUAACUCAGAUAGCUUUUUAUGGAGUAUUAUUUCUUGAAAAGCUACAGGCCAGGCUUGUUGCUAACUCUGCUUCCAUGGAGGUCAAGUCCAUGUAGCUAAUGGCUAUUUUAUUUAUUUAAGCUACUUUAGCAGUUAGCGUGGAUGUCAUACUUAAUUUUACAAGAGAAUAUAUUUACUAUAUCUUCUUCUGACUAUAUCUGAUCAUCUUUAAUGUACUUAUAUGUAAUUAAGUGUUUUUAAAAAUCAACUGUUGCCAAAUGCUUUAGGAGCCACGAUAUUAGCAUUGCUAGAUUUUGGUUAGCACCAAAGCUGCCUUGCUAGCAGCUGUUAGCUUCAGUCUAGCUAACGUUAAAAAAAGCCUCCUUAACCUCUGCCCUUAAGAUGUAACUCAACCAAUGAGAGCAGCUCUGCCUCUCAGAAUGUGUUUGUAGGGCCAAAACUGUACACAAGCUGCUUUUUGGGCCCCGGUGUGUCUCCCUGUGGGCGUCCUCGUCCACAGCCUGCUGAGUUAGCGGGCUGUAUUGUAUUUACUCUCUGCAUGUGACCACAACAAACUCCCAUCCCGUGCACCGUUGUCACACACACCGACGACACACUCAUGUCUCAGAGCGGGCACUGCCUGCCGCACUUGUUGUGCUGUGGUGGUGAUGAUGAUGAUGAUGAUGAUGAUGAUGACGACUUUCUGUUAAUGGGGCUUGUAUAUCAGAUGCCUUCGACAAUCAUGUGCACAUAUCAGAGUUACCAUGACGACACAGGCCAGAGCGACUGAUUGUGUUUCGUUUGUCUUUCUCCUGGAAUAAAUUCCCGAAUGAUCGUAA
Molecule: messenger RNA, 9057 nt
Organism: Dicentrarchus labrax (European seabass)
Lineage: Eukaryota; Metazoa; Chordata; Actinopteri; Moronidae
Gene: camk1da
Product: calcium/calmodulin-dependent protein kinase 1Da
Exons: 11
Coding region: 276-1577 (433 amino acids)
Biological process (GO): peptidyl-serine phosphorylation
Cellular component (GO): intracellular anatomical structure; cytoplasm
Molecular function (GO): ATP binding; calcium/calmodulin-dependent protein kinase activity; calmodulin binding
Source: RefSeq, a predicted model, not a curated record